This is a messenger RNA of Equus caballus (horse), 6648 nucleotides long. RefSeq names its product zinc finger protein 550 (gene ZNF550). Gene Ontology annotation, cellular component: nucleus. Gene Ontology annotation, biological process: regulation of transcription by RNA polymerase II. Gene Ontology annotation, molecular function: DNA-binding transcription factor activity, RNA polymerase II-specific; RNA polymerase II cis-regulatory region sequence-specific DNA binding. The record is from RefSeq and is a predicted model, not a curated record. Lineage: Eukaryota; Metazoa; Chordata; Mammalia; Perissodactyla; Equidae.
UCCGCUUUGGGACCGUAGGCUCGGGGCGGGACUUAAGGCAUCGCUGUGGUGGCUGACACUUUGCCCUCCAGUCAGCGGCGAUCUCAGUAUUUUAGGGGCUCGGCGUCGAGCUUCUGGUGACCAGACUAAGAAAGGGCUGGGAGAGGGGUGGUCCCCACUGCACAGCGGCUGGUCUGAGGGUCGGCGGCCGUGGAUGGCCGCCGUGAGCGGGCCCUGGCUCUGUCGUCAGCCACUUAGGACCCCGCUUCGCCCCCGAGGCCGAUGGCGGCGGCCGCGCGGAGGGAGCCGGCUCAGAUCCCGGUGACUACGGAAGCACUUACGGACUGUACGCAGGACUGUGUGACCUUUGAGGACGUGGCCAUCGACUUCUCCCAGGAGGAGUGGGGGAUCCUAGAUGAGGCUCAGAGACGCCUGUACCACGACACAGUGCUGGAGAACUUUGCACUUAUAGCCUCUCUGGUUUGUUGGCAUGGAACAGAGAAUGAAGAGACUCCUUUUGAGCAGAGUGUUUCUGUAGAAGCUUUAUCACAGAUCAGGACUCCAAAGGUAGGUCCAGCCACCCAGAAGGCUCACCCCUGUGAGAAGUGUGUUCCAAUCUUGAAAGACAUUUUGCACCUGGCUGAUCUACCUGAGCAGAAACCAUACUUGGUUUGGGCAUGUGCAAACCUACACCAGCCUCAGAAGCAUUCCAAUGCAGAGAAAAGGGACGUGGAUAGAGCAUCAUUUGUAAAGAGCUGUAUAUUCCAUGUGUCAGGGAAUCCCUUCACCUGUAGAAAGACUAAAGAGGAGUUCCUGGUCACAAUGGGCCUUCUCCAACACCAGAUCAUUCCCAACGGUGAGAAGUCAAACAAAAUCACCAAGCAUGGAGAGGCCUUUCAUGGUGGAAAGAGUCAUUACAAGUUGCGUGAAUGUGGGAAAGCUUCCAGCCACAAACACAGUCUUGUUUACCACCCAAGAGUCUCCACUAGAAAAAAAGUUUAUGAGUCUAGCAAAUAUGGGAAAGCCUUCCACUGUAAGUACUUACUUGUUCAGCUCCAGAGAGUCCACACUGGGGAGAGACCUUAUGAGUGCAGUGAAUGUGGGAAAUCUUUUAGGCAAAGAGCCACCCUCAUUAUACACCAGAGAGUGCACACUGGAGAAAGGCCUUAUAAGUGUGGUGAAUGUGGGAAAUCCUUUAGUCAAUGCUCCAACCUUAUCGAACACUGCAGAAUUCAUAGUGGAGAAAGGCCUUAUGCAUGUGAGGAAUGUAAGAAAGCCUUUGGGUGCAAAUCCAAUCUUGUUCGGCACCAGAGAACUCAUACUGGGGAAAAGCCUUAUGAGUGCAACGAAUGUGGGAAAUUCUUUAGACAAAGCUUCACCCUCGUUCAACACCGGAGAAUUCACACCACAGCAAGGCCUUAUGUGUGUGUCCAGUGUGGGAAAUCCUUUAGUCAAAGAGCCACUCUCAUUAGACACCAGAGAGUUCAUACUAGUGAAAGGCUUUAUGAGUGCGGGGAAUGUGGGAAAGCCUUUGGAUCCAAAUCUAAACUCGAUCGGCACAACAGAAGUCACACUGGAGAAAGGCCUUAUGAGUGCACUGAAUGUGGGAAAUCUUUCAGACAAAGCUACAGCCUUGUUGAACACCAGCGAAUUCACAGUAGAACACGGCCUUUUGAGUGUGGCCAGUGUGGGAAGUCCUUUAGCAGAAGAGCCAUCUUCACUAAACACCAGAGAAUUCAUACUGGAGAAAGGCCUUAUAAGUGUGGUGAAUGUGGAAAAUCCUUUAGUCGCAGCACCAGCCUUAUUCAGCACUGCAGUAUUCACACUGGAGCCAGGCCUUAUGAGUGUGGCCAGUGUGGGAAAUCCUUUAGGCAAAAGUCUGUUCUCAUUCAACACCAGGUAGUUCACACUGGAGAAAGGCCUUAUGAAUGCAGCAGAUGUGGCAGAUCCUUUAGCCAACGCUCCAGCCUCAAUCUCCACCGAAAAUUUCACACCGUGGAGAGGCCCUAUGAACGCAGGAAAUAUGGGAAAUCCUUUACUCCAACAUCUAACAUUUAGUGCCAGAAAGUCCACACUUGGGAAAGGCCUCAGACCUGAAGGAAAUGUGCUGUCUCCUUGUUCACUGUAAUGGCACUAGAUGGCUUUUGUGAGGGAGCCAUCUGCCUGAAGUUGAACCUCAUACUUCCAAACAUGCAGAGGGGUGAAAUUCCCCAGGAGUUCAGACAUAUAUGAGGUUUAUAGGAGCUGCAUUGCACACUCUAAACUCCCCGGGCCCUUGCCAGAGUUACGUGACUGCCAGCCUCUCUGGUAGAAGCCAUCUCAACUCUACCACCUUGCACAGUGUUUCUUGGUCACCCCGAUGUGCUAAGGCAAAGCAGACUUCUGUGCUGUCACUCUCCCAGUCCCUGAAGGAAAUUUUGACUAGCGUGUGCCUUUACAGCAAUUUCCUUUUUCUGAUUGAUUCAGUAUGAAUAUGACCUAGUUUGGGCUAAGGGUGGGCUCUGCCGGAGGCUUGCAGGGAAGGCUUUUUCUUCUUCAUGGAAAUUGUUGGUCUCACAUGACCCCUGUUGAUUUUUCCAGCCUCCAAGUCAUCAACUGGUGACUGUCUGCCUCACCGUCCUCUGGUUUGUGCUGUAAUAAAAUUCUUACUGUUUAAUCUACCUUUAAUCUUGGGGGUUACAGGCACUGUUUUUGGUGGGUAGAAAACAGAAUUGGGCUCCAUUUGUGUGAAGGGAUGGAUGGCUUUUGUGGGCCUUCAACUGAGUGUGCGCCUCAGCAAGGACAGUACGAGAGAGAGUAGUUCUCAUUCCAGUUUUGUCCUAAUUUGCAUUGCUGCCCAAGACCUAGGAACCAAUGCGUUGCUUUGUGGUCCUGAUUUGUGUCCUGGAUGCCUCCAUAUAUUGUGAGACCAUAGGUCACCCUGAGGAGGGGUCACUUGCUUUGGCAAGCUCCAGUGCCUUUGGGCAUGGCAUGAAUUUCUUCUCUUGUUCCCCGGGGGGUGUCACACAAUGCCCAGCACUGUUGAGGGGAAGCUUUUCACCAGGCUCUACAAAGGAACCAAGUGUCCUGAUGUCCAUAUUUCUGUAGGCUAUGUCACUCAUCAGACCAGAGGAACCAGGUGUGAACCAUGAUUGGUACUGAAAUCCUGGGUGUGAUUAAUAGGCAGUGAAGAGCCUGCAGCAAACCAGAUGGACUGUGCCCCUUCUGAAGGUACGUCCACAAAUCUUCCAGUGACUGUGGCUGUGAGGAAUCACAGGACCUCCAGACUGUGCAUCUUCUGCAGCUGAAGUCAUUGUUAGAACAAAUAAUCUGAAGGUUUUGUGAAUUCCAGUUGUCUUUCCAGUCUGUUUACCUCAAGUCCAUUGCUGUAAAGGCAGGGACAUGAGGACAGAGAAUGGAGGGCCUGUUGUCCAGGAACGUGGCUUUUAUGAUCCAGCCAGUGGUCCUGUUGUCUGUUGUCCCAGAUUGGAACAGCCUCCAGUGCUCGCCAGUAUUUCCUGCGCUGAUUCAUGACUGUCCUUCCCCAGGAAUAAGGAGAAAUAGAGUGGAGAUGGCUUAACAGUAGAGUGGAGUGGGAUAGUAAACCUUCUGGUUUCCAAAAAGAGUGAGAGAUCUAGAUUUUUUAAUUUUGAACUAUUUUUUAGAAACUUUAUUGAGGCAUAAUUGACAUUCAGUAAUCUACACAUAUUUAAGGUGUACAAUUUGAAAACAUUCGUCUUACUUAUAAACCCAUAAAACCAUCAUAGUCACGAUAAUGAGCACAUCCGUGAUUUUCCUUGUGCCCUUUUAUAAUCUUGUCCUUCCUAGGCCUACAGGAGUCCAAUGAUUUCCUUUCUUUAAUAACAGAUUAGUUUGCAUUGCCUAGAAUUUUACAUGAAUUGGAUCAUGAAGUGUUUACUCUUUUUUUCUGAUAUUUUUCACACUGCAUAAUUAUUUUGAGAUUCAUCAAUGUUGCUUGUAUGAAGAGUUCACUGUUGAGUAGUGUUCUCUAUGCAUAUGCCACUGUUGUUUAUCCAUUCAUCUGUUAAUGGGCAGCUGCAUUGUUUCUAGUUUGCUGCUUUUAGAAAUAAAGCUGCAGUGAACAGAGGCAUCCAAUUCUUUCUGUGGAUAUGUGUUUUAUUUCUCUUGUGCCAAUACUUCAGAGUAUGUGAAUGUUUCAAUAUUUGAGAAACUGCCACACUCUGAUCUAAACUGGUUGUACCCAUGUUCGCACCAAUAGUACAUGAGAGCUCCUGUCUCUCCACAUUCUGCCAAUACUUGGUAUUCAUUGGUCUUUUUAAUUUUAGCUGUUUUAGUAGGGGUGUAAUGGCAUCUCACUGUGAUUUUAAGUGCAGUUCUGUGAUGCUUCAUGACAUUGGGCAUUUUUUUGUGUGUUUGCCACUUGUAUAUCUUUUUUAAUGACUUAAUGCCAUUUGCUUAUUUUUCAAUGGAUGUUGGCUGAUAUUUUCCUUUUCAUUAAUAAAUAAAAAGACAUAUGUAUAACAAAGACAUUUGUUGGAACUUCACUCAUUCUUCAGCAGUGAUAUGUCAUCUUUGCUAAAUAGAAGUAUUGUUUUUGAAUACUAUAAGAAUAUUUUCUCAAUUUUUUGUGCUAGUCACAGUAUAAAUUCAGUAAAAUAAGCAAGCCCUGUUUUGUAGUGUUGGUCAGUUUCUGUGGUGUAUAUACUCGCAUCCUGGCCAAUUUUAAGUUGCCAAAAUGAUGUCACUAAACCUGGAGCUGGGAAGAGACAUGCAGUAGCACAGCAUUGUAUUCUGUUCCCACCACAUGAUGCAGUGGUCACGAUAACCUCGGGAAGAUAUGUAAGAGUAAGACAGACUAAAAUAAUUUGGAAGUGACAACUUUUGAGUAUUUACUACAUUUACUUUAAAAAUAGCUUCAUGGAAGUAUAAUUGUCUUAUAAUAAAUUGUGCAUAUUUAAAGUGUACAAUUUGUGUUUUGAUACAUGCUUAAAUCCCUGAAACCAAAAAUUUCCUCUGUGCUUUUCAAUCCAUCCCUCCUAACAUAAAAUUGAUAAAAGGACAUCAUCUACCCUUUGUAAUGGAUAUUUUCAAACAUGUGCUUGAAAGGAAUGUGUUAUAAAGCUCUGUGGCCUCAUCCCCAGUCUGUUAUCAUUGAUCAAUUCAUGGCCAUUCUUGUUUCAUCUGUCACCACACACAUUACUGAAUUGUUUUACUUAGAAUCCCAACAUCUUGUCAUUCAAAGCCUAAUCUCUUCAGAAUGCAUUUCCAAAACAUAAGGACUCUUUCAUAAUCCUAAUAACUUUUUCAAACAAAAUAUUUGAAGUGUCAUAAAGUAUAUUGUCAGUGCUCAGGUUUUUUCAGUUUUCCCAAAAAUAUGAUUAUUCUUUAAGGCAAUCAGACCCAAAAUGAAUCUCUAUGACUUUUAGUAGAUGUAUCUGGUAAGUCUCUACUAACUUACAGAUAUCACUUCAUUUUUAAAUUCUUGGACCAGUCGUUUGUUGAAGUUGCUUAGUCGUUUGUCCAUCAGAAUUUGCCAUGUUCUGGAUUUGGGUUUUUUUGCAUCUGUCUGAAGCUGUUUACCAUGCUUGACCCUCCCAUAUUUCCUGUACACUGGAUGGUAAUGAGAUGGAUGAUUGAGGUCUACUCCUGGUAGAUAAAUAUGUAAGAGUGACACACCUGGAAACCCAUGCAGUGUGACAGUGUGUUUUGCUAGAACACUGCAACUCAGCCUGGAAACAAAAGCAUUUCAGUUACCAUAUGUUGCAGAUGUCCCCAGGAGAGUGGGAGAGUGCAUUUUCGUGUCUGGUAGUGUCACUGCAGCAUAUCCUAGAGACAAACAUAUCUCGAACCCUGUGCAACAGGUAUGUGAAACUGACACCUCAACACAGCCUGUACACACACGUGCAUUUACCACAUCCACAACAGAAAACAAGUGUGACAUACGUGGGACACCCAGCCAGCAUAUGCAAAGCACACGAGGGACCUGUGAGACAGGCACAGGUACCGAUACACCAUAGGAGUUGUGGCCACAUGAAAGCACCAAUACCGCACAGAGAUUUGUGAGACAGGCAGGUGAUAAGGAUGCCCCAGGGUCUGGUGUGUGGCUUGCAUGCGCAUACAUGGAGACUGAAUAUGCACACAGACAAUGGCCAGACCAUGUAUGAAAAUAGAACUGUGACCCACAUCCUCUGUAGUAAUCAACCCACAACGGGCAGGACUUGGUGAAUAGUUGUUAGCUUCCUAAAAUCUGCCCCACUUCUGACUCUGGACCAACUAGAGCAAGCCAAAUGUGUUCCCCUAGCCAAUCACAUAGGAUGUGUUGCUGCUAGGUAGCCCGCCUCCAGCCUCCCCAUGCUAACGGCCUCCGUCAGGGAGUUCCUGAAGCUUUCUCUUCUUUCAUCAUCAAAUUUUCCCAUAUUGCUGUCUGCCUUUGAGUGUCUGCCAAAGCAAGCGACGGUGACUGUCUUGCUGUAGCAAACUGUGAAUAAAUAGCCUAUAGCUUUUGCUUGUGCUCAUUUGUGAUGGUUUUCAUUUAUUUCUGCAACAUGCACACACAUACAAUCACACAGUCUCCAUGUACUGAGUGUGACAAUGCGGGGACUGUGUGGUUUGGAGAGAACCACUCUCCCCAUCAUUCUACAGGCUUGAUGAAGCACUGAUGGGGGUCAGAAUAGGGUGCAGGUGCACACCUUGGCACAACCUGGAGGC